This is a messenger RNA of Rosa chinensis, 561 nucleotides long. Its product is annotated as centrosomal protein of 120 kDa-like. Lineage: Eukaryota; Viridiplantae; Streptophyta; Magnoliopsida; Rosales; Rosaceae. The coding region runs from base 1 to 561 and encodes 186 amino acids. The transcript has 3 exons. The record is from RefSeq and is a predicted model, not a curated record.
AUGGCAGUGACAGAACUCAAAGACAACCCUCAGCAAGGAGAAGAUUCAUUGGAUUGCGGACUUUUUGUAAUGUACACAAUGGAGAAAAUUUCGAAAAAAGGAACAGUUCCAAAGAAGCUCACAAAGGAUGAUAUUUUGAAAUUUAGAGCUCAUGUGAAAAUCUUUGAUAAAGUUAAAGAAGAUGCAGAGGAAGAAGAUUUUGAGUCUAAUACAGACACAGAAAGUAAAGAAAAAAAGAAUGAUGGGCAAGAAGAAAAUGUUGAAACUAGAACCAGUGGAAACAUGGUGAAGGAGACUGCAUGGAAUGAUAAACAGAAGAAAGAAUUAGAGACAAAUCUUCAGAAAAAGGAAGAAGAGCUAAGAGAGGUGGAAAUAGAGAAAAAGGGCUUGGAAGAAAAAAUAAGGAAAUUGGAAAAAGAACUGGAAACAAGAGAAAAGAAAGCUGACAACAUUAACAAUGAGAAGAUGGAGACAGAGAUAGGGAAGACCAAUGAAGAGAAGAAUGAAUUACAGAGAAAGCUCGAGGGAAAGGAAGAAGAGCUAAGUGCUUUGAAAAAAUAA